CAUAAAGUGUCUGCGGAGACGUGUGUUGUGCUAAUUCAUUCAUCUUAUUGCAGUUCUUUAUCUCACCAAUAAUGGGUAACGUGCGGAGUUCCCUUGUGGCCUCUGUCUCUGUAUCGUGCGUCUAUCUCAUUUACGUUCACAUCUACUGCUCCCACAAGCUUUUGCAAACAAAUGUGCUGAACGAGAGACUCCCGAGUUUCGUGUACCUUUACGUCAAAUAUGUGGCCAGAGCGGCGACCCGGAGGACCGGCCGCUUGCACGCAGCGACCGCGGGGAAGCGCGACGUCGUUUACACGCUCCUCGGCUGCAGGCUGGAGACUCCCCUCCUCAGGAGGUUCUGCGGUGCUGCGGGUUACGGUCGGGAUUAUCCAGACACGGAAUACAGAGACGUGCCGAUGUGCUUCCCGGAGAUCCUGUUCCGCAGGCUGCUGCUCGUGGUGCUGACCGAUGAGAACUUCGCACUCAGCCCAGCAGGUCUGUUUUGUGUGCGUCAGAGUUUGAAAACCCUGCAGCCAGUCGAUGAACUGAAGAAGGGUCCGUUCGUGCUGCAGGUCCGAGUUCAGGAGUACCGGCAGGUUGAUACGGGGGUGGAGGUCGACAUCCGGCUGGCUGCCACUUCUCGUACCGGAUCCCCAGUGUGGGAAAGCGUCCUGACACUGCUGUCCAAAAACGGGGCCCACAAACCUGUUAGAUCCGUACCCAAGAAUGCACACGAAUGCGAACCAGAUGGGCCUGUGAAGGAGAUCGAGGUCGGAGUUCCCAGGACUACUGGACUGCAGUGCGUUUGGUUCUUCUCGGACUUCUGCCCCUAUCGGCUCCUCUCUCUGUCGGCCAGGCUCUUUGGCUCCAGAUCGCAGACUGUGCCGAGUCUCUGGAUGCUUUCUGUCUGCCUGGCUGAAAUAGAAAAGCACAAAGGGGUCGGAGUUAUCACUGCUCCCAUCAACGUCACUGCCGAAUUUAAGGAGCCUCUUUUUGUACCAAGCAGAGUGAAGAUAAAGUUUUGGGAGAAAAACAGGGAUCACUCUCCUGCCCAGGACCUUGUCUUCUACAUGCAGCAACAUGGCAGCAACACAUUUCACUUGGUUGGAUUGAUUUCUAGGUGAUUGUCUAACUUCUAAGGUUAAUAUUUUUAGUAAAUGUAUGAUUUUCUUUGUUAUAUUUUGCCUCAAUUUGGAUAAGACGGUGCACAGUCAAUGAUUUGGUACAAAAGCGGGUCCG
Gasterosteus aculeatus aculeatus (three-spined stickleback) is the source of this 1218-nucleotide messenger RNA. RefSeq lists its product as uncharacterized. The record is from RefSeq and is a predicted model, not a curated record. NCBI's taxonomy places the organism in Eukaryota, Metazoa, Chordata, Actinopteri, Perciformes, Gasterosteidae.